AGAUCAUUCAUUCGAAGGUCAAAGAUCUUCGACGCGCGAUAAUAGUGGGUUCGACAGUCUUCGGAUCUUCGAUCGAGCAAUCCCGUUAUUCCCGAUCACCGACCGUGGCGCGUAUUAUAAAAGCUAUGUACGUCCUUCUCUCAAAGACAGUUUUCUUGAAGAUGAACAACAACGAACUGCUACGAAUAAAGCGCGCAAAAUGGAUGACGUUGAUGAUGAUGGCAAUCAUCGUCUUCGUCGCCGAUGCGUCUAUUCUCAGACGUCAAACAAGACGAGUCCUGGGUCGUGAUAUCAGUGAAGGCAAGAAGCAGCCAAAGGAUCUUGUCGGGGAACGAAUCACUUACGAAGGGGAUCAAGUAUGGAGGAUCCAUAAGGAUAACAGUUCCGUAGAGGAAUUGGUGCAACGUUACGAUGAAUAUGGUUCAUAUUCUAUAUGGUCUAACAACGUGUCGAUAGCUGAUAUUUUUUUGGAAAGUAAUAUGGUAGAGAACAUAGAAUCUUUAUUUCGAAGUUAUGGUGUGAAAUAUGAAAUUUUGAUCGAUGAUGUAGAACAAGCGAUUAAGGAGGAGAAUCCUCCUCUUUCGCCGGAAGCGCAAGAGGAACUCGAAGGACGUAAAGCUCGUUACUAUUGGUGGCAGGGAGUCAGAAGUAAAUAUCCACGUCCUCGUCCUCUUCGUUAUCCCGUAGCUAGUGUUUACGGUGGAGGUGAUCCUUGGCAUUUUAGGGGUCAUCGAAUGGAAUGGACCACGUAUCAUCGAUUGGCUGACAUCAAUGGUUAUUUGGAUUAUCUUGCGGAAACUUAUCCUGAUUUUUGCUCGGUUCAGACCAUUGGUAAUUCCAUCGAAGGUCGCCCUCUUAAGGUUCUAAGAAUCAGCAAUGGUAAGUCAAAUGCGCCCGCGAUUUGGAUUGAUGGAGGCAUUCACGCCCGCGAAUGGAUAUCGCCGGCAUCUGUGACGUAUAUCAUCGAUUAUUUGGUGGAAAACAGUGAAAAUCUGGAAAUUGAUUAUUAUAUCAUGCCAGUAAUUAAUCCCGACGGAUAUGAAUAUACCUUCACUGUCGAUCGUUUAUGGAGGAAGAACAGAAGGAAAAGUGGUUACGCCGGUUGUUCAGGUGUUGAUUUAAAUCGAAACUUCGGCUAUCGUUGGGGUGGCAAAGGAGCAAGCAAAGAUAUUUGUCGCGAUACGUAUUCAGGCGCUAAACCGUUUUCCGAGCCAGAAACCGAUGCCAUUCGAAACUUCUUCGAGAUCAGCUCAGCAAAUUUCAAGGCAUAUCUGUCGUUUCAUUCUUACGGACAAUAUAUACUUUAUCCAUGGGGCUAUGACAAACGUCUGCCACCGGAUUAUGUCGAUCUUGACAAUGUCGGUCGCCAAGCAGCGACGGCCAUGAAAAAAGCAGGGGGUGCUGCCAGUGUGUAUACUGUCGGUAAUAGUGCAACAACAUUGUAUCCAGCUUCUGGUGGAUCUGAUGAUUGGGCGAAGGCUCUGCUUAAGCUCAAAUACACGUAUACAAUCGAAUUGAGAGAUACUGGAAGAUUCGGUUUUAUUUUACCUGCCCGUUAUAUUAUCCCUACGGCAAAAGAAGCGCUUGCCGCGGUGGAAGUAGUUACGGAGGCUUGCAAAACGGCGUGAUUAUUAAUCGAACUAUUAAUUGUGGAUAUAAAAUUGAUUGGAAAAGUUUAAGUAAGUUCUUAUUAGCUGACAUGUUAUUGCAUUUUAUAAAGUAUUGCGAAAACUUGUAAAAAGAAAUAUUUUUUGUUCUUAAUAUCCGAAUUAUGUAAUAUAUUGUUACAUAAAUUUGCUGUUCUAUAAUAUUUUAUUGUACUUUGUAAUUAAAUAAAUUAAUUAAAUCAAUAAAUACUUAAAUACUUAAAUAAAUUAUUAAUUGCAAAAAUUUAAUUAACAGCUUCAUGGAAUAAGAAACAAGUUUAUUAAUUUUGUAUCUUUUUAUUGUAUUUUAUAUCAGUUAUAUAUUUAUAUACUAGAUAUAAAUUUCAACAUUUUGCUACAUAUUUUUUAUGUAGUAUAUAUUAGCGAAUGUCACUAAUGUUUAGCACUAACAAUUGUUAUUUAUUAAGUAAAAUAAGAACACCAAUAACAACACUUUUGUCCUUAAUAUUGUUUUAUUUAAUUAAGUUUCGAUUUAUAUUUAUACAUCACAAGUAAGUUUGGGAUAAAAACAGUAUUUGCAUUAUGUAAAGUUGUUUAUUAUAUAUUUAUAUAUUUAUAUAUUUGUUUUACAUAAAAAUAAACGAUAGUUGAU
This is a messenger RNA of Formica exsecta, 2259 nucleotides long. RefSeq names its product carboxypeptidase B-like. The record is from RefSeq and is a predicted model, not a curated record. The transcript is spliced from 6 exons. NCBI's taxonomy places the organism in Eukaryota, Metazoa, Arthropoda, Insecta, Hymenoptera, Formicidae. Gene Ontology annotation, biological process: proteolysis. Gene Ontology annotation, molecular function: zinc ion binding; metallocarboxypeptidase activity. The coding region runs from base 126 to 1628 and encodes 500 amino acids.